This is a messenger RNA of Coprinopsis cinerea okayama7#130, 1632 nucleotides long. RefSeq lists its product as hypothetical. The transcript is spliced from 7 exons. The record is from RefSeq and is a predicted model, not a curated record. The coding region runs from base 1 to 1632 and encodes 543 amino acids. Lineage: Eukaryota; Fungi; Basidiomycota; Agaricomycetes; Agaricales; Psathyrellaceae.
AUGGAAGCAACCCCAGUUACAGUAUUUGGCGAAAUCAAUACGCGUCCUUCAAAACGACAGAAAACCGGGUUUGAAUCUUCGGCCACACCGAGUAGUGUUUUGUGUCCAGAAGAUACGACAUCACCACCGUCCAGCAAGUACGGUUCACCUGCAGUGAGCGACGGGGCGUCGGGGUCAUCGCUGGCGGAGAAACAUACCAACGAAGCGUUUUCGAAUCAUGAACUCAAGGCAGCGUCGUUCAUGUCGGCCUGGUCGCGGAUUCACACUUUGGCUCUGUCGGAGGAGUUGAGGUACACACCACCACCAUCGGAACUUCAUCGGUUUCUACCCGCCGGCUUGGAGGAACCGCCACCCUCCUCCUCUGCCAGCACAGCUGAGGAAAACUCAUUCCCCGCCUUUCCAACAAGUGAGAGUAACCCCCACCAAAGUUCACCUGACGAGGAAAAAAGGCCCUCUAUUGAUGAAUGCAGCCCACAUCAACGGCCAAAGCUUUUGCUCAAAAUUCCUCGGUCUCCUGAAAAAUCCACAGGCCAGCUGGGUGUCGAAAUCGAAAAUUUAGGGAGGGAAAAUCCAAUUCGGGAACCUCAACCCGAAUCAGAACCUCCACCCACCAAAAUUGCGAGCCAUGCUGGCAGCAAAAACUCCAUUGCUGCUGAGGAAAGGUUUCAACGGUUGUUGGCUAGAAUCUUGGAAGACAUUUCACCAUGUCAUUCGCUAGAUGAUGCUCUUCAGUCGAUCCUAACUGCAGAGCCAGCGUUUGGUAGGAAGCGGACACAGCGAGAGGACAUCUCGCUAACGCAACUCCCGCGGGUAUUCGAGGAAUAUUCCGAUGAUACCGUGGCAGACGUGCUUUUGAAGCGCGGUUUCCUUGCCGGCACAAUGGAGUACUACAAAGAUCGCUUUGAAGCAGCCAUUAGGGAGAGCCCAGUAACUCCGCUAAAGCUGCUACAAGUUGACGAGGCCUUGGGACAAGUUAAGUCCCCGAUGGACCCCUACAGAAAUCCGUUCACGAAUUGGGUCGAGGCCGUUAUCAGUACUAUCCACCAUAUACGGUUUACAGACGCAUGGAAAGAAGUGCGAACCACACGAGAGAAAAAGGCCCUCCAUGAAGAAGCUUUUGAAGCAAUUCACAGGUCGGAACUUGCCAACUGGGACAGAGAGGAGGGACGGCGAGAAGAGGAACUCAAACUCUGGACGAAGCAAUUUGAGAAAAUGACGAUAUCUCGAAAUCAAAUCGUCAAGUUGUACAAUACGUUCGGAGCCACUGUUCUUCUUGAGGCCAAUACGCUUCGGCCUGUUGAAGCAGGCGAUGCUACCGCCCGGACGAUAACCUUUGCGUUGUUGGCGAAGCAGUUCGGAGCGGUGUAUCGUACCAUACUGGCAGAGGAGGAGCAUCUGCUCGUUUUUCAGGCUACCUUCUGGGAAGACGGACUAGAAGCUGACAACUUGAAGGGAGAUGACCUGUAUAGGGACUGGGUUACGCGAAGCCAUCUGUCAGCCGGUGCAUUGGUUGUUUCUAUCGUCAAGGCAGUGGCAGGGGAGGCGACUGCCGCUUGGGUGUCAGAAUUCCUAAGCGAAUACACCCCGGAUGGAUUUGAAGAUGACGAGGAUAGCGAUAGUAGUGAGGAAUAA